AAAAACACUCUAAUGUCAGUACCUGAGGAAAGCUGAUUUCAAGGGCACAGGAGUCACUCUCACACACACACACACACACACACACACACACACACACAGAGAGAGGGAGAGAGAGAGAGCUCCACUCGAGCCUCAGUAUAGAGGGAAUUUCACUGCCUCACUGGCACAAAGUAAAGUCCCAGCGUGUCUUUGCCUGAGUGGAUCACACUGACUCUGACUGAAACACGUAAAACACAGAGAUGGCUGAGGCUCAUCAGGCGGUGGGAUUCCAGUUCACCGUGCGUCCCGACGGUGUGGACCUCACGCUGAGUCAAGAGGUCUUCAGGAACAUCUACCUGUCAGCGGUGACGUCAUGGAAGAAGAGGGCCAUACAGUUCAAGAAUGGUGUGUUGGCUGGAGUUUAUCCAGCCAGUCCGUCCAGCUGGCUGAUAGCUGUGAUCGCGAUGAUGAGUUCUUUGUACAUUCGUGUCGAUCCGUCGUUAGGGAUGAUCGACACCAUCAAGGACAACCUGCCUCAAAGAGAGUGUAUGUCAGUGCAGAGCCGGGCCGUGCUGAGUGCCAUCCUCUUUGCUACUGGACUGUGGCUGUUCCUCAUCUACCUUCUGAGAUACACUCUCAAAGCUCUGCUCUCCUACCACGGCUGGAUUUUUGAGUCCCAUGGAAAAAUGAGCGCGCCCACCAAACUGUGGCUGAGUCUGGUGAGGAUGUUCUCUGGACGCAGACCGCUGCUCUACAGUUUCCAGGCGUCUUUACCCAGACUUCCUGUGCCCAGUGUAGAUGACACAGUUCACAGGUAUCUUGAGUCGGUCCGUCCUCUUCUGGACAGUGAGCAGUACAACCAAAUGGAGAUUUUGGCCAAUGAUUUUCAGGAUUCAAAAGCAGCUCAACUGCAGAGAUACUUGAUCUUAAAAUCCUGGUGGGCAACAAAUUAUGUGAGUGACUGGUGGGAGGAGUAUAUCUACCUCCGGGGCAGGAGUCCCAUCAUGGUCAACAGUAACUUCUAUAUCAUGGACCUUUUGUACGUGACUCCCACUCACCGGCAGGCUGCACGCGUGGGGAACGUGGUUCACGCCAUGCUGCAGUACAGACGCAAACUGGAGCGCGGUGAACACGCACCGCUGAGGGCCUUGGGGACUGUGCCUAUGUGCUCCAACCAGAUGGAGAGGAUGUUUAACACCACCCGUAUUCCUGGCAUUGAAACAGAUAUUGUGCAGCACCUGACUGACCGUAAGCACCUGGUCGUCUACCACAAGGGCCGCUUCUUCCAAGUGUGGCUGUACACCGGGGGGCGCCACCUUUUACCCAGUGAACUUGAGACACAGAUUCAAAGGAUACUCGCUGAUACAUCAGAGCCUCAGCCAGGAGAACUUAAAUUAGCUGCUCUGACAGCAGGAAAAAGAGUUCCAUGGGCUCAUGCUCGGAUUAAAUAUUUCAGCCAGGGAGUAAACAGAGUGUCCCUGGAUGCCGUUGAGUCAGCUGCCUUCUUCCUGUCACUGGACGACGAGCCGCAGGGUUACGACCCCGCGAAGACCAACUCACUCGACGGCUACGCCAAGUCACUGCUGCAUGGACAAUGUUACGACAGGUGGUUCGACAAAUCUUUCACCCUGAUUUCUUAUCCAAAUGGAAAAAUGGGUAUAAAUGCUGAACAUUCUUGGGCUGAUGCCCCGAUUGUGGGACAUAUGUGGGAGUACGUCCUUGCAACAGACUGCUUCCACCUGGGCUACACAGAGGAGGGACACUGUAAAGGAGAUGUGAACAAGGGGCUGCCUUAUCCCACCAGGCUACAGUGGCAGAUUCCAAAGGAGUGCCGAGACGUCAUCGACACAUCGUACCUCGCAGCGAAGCAGAUCGCUGACGACGUGGACUUUCAUGGUCACCUGUUUCCUGACUUUGGGAAAGGUCUGAUUAAGAAGUGCAGGACCAGUCCUGAUGCCUUCAUUCAGAUGGCUCUGCAGUUGGCACAGUUCAGGGAUCAGGGAGUGUUCUGUCUGACGUACGAGUCGUCCAUGACCCGCAUGUUCAGAGACGGUCGGACAGAGACGGUGCGCUCCUGCACCUCUGAGGCUGUUGCAUUUGUCAGAGCCAUGGAAGACACUGGUGCAACAAAUGCACAGAGACUGGCUCUGUUUCGGAAGGCAGCAGAUAAGCAUCAGAACAUGUAUCGUCUGGCCAUGACUGGCGCUGGCAUUGACCGUCACCUCUUCUGUCUCUACAUCGUGUCCAAAUACAUUGGCAUUGACUCACCAUUCCUUAAAAAGGUGCUGUCAGACCCGUGGAAGUUGUCCACCAGUCAGACUCCACAGCAGCAGCUCAACUUAGUGGACAUCAACAAGUUCCCUAAAUAUGUGGGUGCUGGUGGUGGAUUUGGACCAGUGGCUGACGACGGUUAUGGCGUGUCCUAUAUCAUCGUUGGAGAAAACCUCGUCACAUUCCACAUUUCCUGCAAGUUCUCGUGCCCCAGCACAGACUCAUACAGGUUUGGACAGCACAUACAAAAGGCCAUGCUUGACAUUCAGGGACUUUUCAAGCCAGAUAAUGAUAAGAAGAUGGCGGAUAAUGGAAAGAUUGUGCAAAUGGAAAAUGGGAAAAAGCACCUAUAACAGCCACCGUCGACAUAUACUGAGCAGAACAUCUGUGAUCUGUCACGUCUUUGUUCACGUUAACAGCACAAAGCUGUGCUGACAGGUGCCACUUAUCUCUCUGCUCGUGUUCAAGGACGUAACCAUUCCACUUAGUGACACAAGGGAAUCGCUGUUACGCCUCCUUUUUAUUUAUAUUUAUAUUUACAUUGCACUUUUCACAGCUGCUUGGUGCAGAGGAAAAGAGGUCAUCGUUGAUGAUGACGUGAGGAAAUACUGGUUUUCUGAUGUUGUUUCUCACCUUCUUGUGGAAAAUCUUGAAUGUACAGGAAAAAGUAAUUAUUGUCAUCUUGUGUGUGGAUUUUGGUUUGUGCAUAUGAGACGUGUAUCUGUACACUUCUAUAUUAAAUCUUAUGUACAGCA
Messenger RNA from Solea solea (common sole), 3005 nucleotides. RefSeq names its product carnitine palmitoyltransferase 1B (muscle) (gene cpt1b). NCBI's taxonomy places the organism in Eukaryota, Metazoa, Chordata, Actinopteri, Pleuronectiformes, Soleidae. The record is from RefSeq and is a predicted model, not a curated record. Gene Ontology annotation, biological process: fatty acid metabolic process; carnitine metabolic process. Gene Ontology annotation, molecular function: carnitine O-palmitoyltransferase activity. Bases 240 to 2603 code for a protein of 787 amino acids. Gene Ontology annotation, cellular component: mitochondrion. The transcript has 19 exons.